GUCUGUAGGUAGUUCUGCGUAGACGGGAACAAGUGUCUCCCCUGAGGGCACACGUCUGCCUGCCCAGCCCAGGCCCUCAGCCACUCCUCCUCUCUCACUGACUUGGGUAGAAAGGGCCAGAGACUGCAAAUCGAGGGCGCUAGCAGGCAGGUGGGGAGAUGGAUGGUUUGGUGCCUGUGUGUGGUGUGGGCUUGAUCAGGCAUCUGCAGUUUGCUGUCUUCCUCGCUCAUUCUGGUGGAACGUGGAGUUUAGUGUUGAUCCCGAGCUCCUCCUGCCUGGUCUGGAUGAUGGCAGUCACGGGUGGUUGCUGACUGCUCCCAGUAGGAGCUCAGGGACAAGGAGGAGGCUAUACAUGUGCAAGUAGUACCUUGAGCCAAACCGCAGGGCCGAAAAUUGGAACAGAAUUACAUAAAUCAAGGUCAGAAAUUUCCCGUCCAGCCCACAGGGUGGAGUCUUCUCCAUUCCUAUCCAUCCUAGCGAAUAUAAACCCUGAGUCGAUGUCAGUGUGUGGAAGGCGCUGCUGGUGGGACUCGAUGAUUGCAGCUUGGAGCCUCCACCAUGAAUGUCAAGGUGGUCCUGGUGUUCCUGGCUCUGUCCCUUGUUACCAUCUUUGCCCUCGCCUAUGUCCUGCUGACCAGCCAAGGUGGUUCCAGCCAGCCUCCUCGCUGCCCCUCGGUGUCCCCCAGCGCCCAGAGCUGGACACACCCCGGCCAGAACCAGCUGUUUGCAGACCUGAGCCCAGAGGAGCUGGCAGCUGUCAUGAGCUUCCUGACCCAGCAGCUGGGGCCAGGGCUGGUGGACGCGGCCCAGGCCCAGCCCUCAGACAACUGCGUCUUCUCGGUGGAGCUGCAGCUGCCCCCCAAGGCUGCGGCCCUGGCCCACCUGGACAGAGGAGGCCCCGCACCCGCCCGGGAGGCGCUGGCCAUCGUCUUCUUUGGCGCACAGCCCCAGCCCAACGUGAGUGAGCUGCUGGUGGGGCCGCUGCCUCACCCUAGCUACAUGCGGGACGUGACGGUGGAGCGGCACGGGGGCCCCCUGCCCUACCACCGGCGCCCCAUGCUAAGAACUGAGUUUGCCCAGAUGUGGAGGCAUUUGAAAGAGGAGGAGUUUCCCAAGGCACCCAUCUUCCUGGCUUCUGUCUUGAACUACAAUGGCUCCACUCUAGCGGCUCUGCAUGCCACCCCCAGUGGUUUGCGCUCAGAAGGGGACCGAGCGACGUGGAUAGCCCUCUACCAUAACAUCUCAGGUCUUGGUAUUUUCCUUCAUCCUGUGGGGCUGGAGCUUCUGCUGGACCACAGAGCCCUGGACCCUGUCCACUGGUCUGUCCAGCAGGUCUUCUACCUUGGGCACUACUAUGCAGACUUGGGCCAGUUGGAAUGGGAGUUUAAAGCUGGCCGGCUGGAAGUGAUUAGAGUCCCUCUACCCCCACCAGGUGGGGCUUCAUCGCUGAGACCCCGGGUGCCCCCAGGACCUCUCCCCAUACUUCGUUUCUCACCCCAGGGUGCCCAGUACAGCGUACAAGGGAGCCUGGUGGUAUCUCCCCUCUGGGCGUUUACCUUCGGUCACGGGGUGUUCAGUGGCCUGAGGAUUUUUGACGUUCGGUUCAGGGGUGAGCGCAUAGCGUAUGAAGUGAGUGUGCAGGAGUGUCUGACUCUGUAUGGUGCUGACUCGCCCAAGACAAUGACGACGCGCUACUUGGAUAGCAGCUAUGGACUAGGCCACAACAGCCGAGGCUUGGUGCGAGGAGUUGACUGCCCCUAUCAGGCCACGAUGGUGGACAUCCACAUACUAAUGGGCAAAGGGACAGCCCAGCUGCUCCCAGGAGCUGUGUGUAUAUUUGAGGAGGCCCAGGGACUACCACUUCGAAGGCACCACAAUUAUAUUGGGAGUCAUUUCUAUGGUGGUUUGGCCAGCUCGGCUCUUGUGGUGAGGUCUGUGUCAACUGUAGGCAACUAUGAUUACAUUUGGGACUUUGUAUUGUACCCAAAUGGGGCACUCGAGGGGCGGGUCCAUGCCACGGGCUACAUCAACACAGCCUUCCUCAGCGGGGGAGCCGAGAGCCUCCUCUUUGGGAACCGUGUGGGGGAGCGCGUGUUGGGGGCAGUGCACACCCACGCCUUCCACUUCAAGCUGGACCUGGAUGUCGCAGGGCUGAAAAACUGGGUGCUAGCUGAAGACGUGGUGUUUAAGCCUGUGGCAGCUCCCUGGAGCCCUGAGUACCAGCUGCAGCGCCCACAGCUGACGCGGCAGGUCCUGGGAAGGGAGGACCUGGCGGCUUUUUCCUGGGGAAGCCCCCUUCCCCGCUACCUGUACCUGGCUAGCAACCAGACUAAUGCCUGGGGUCACCAGCGGGGGUACCGAAUCCAGAUCCACAGCCCCCUCGGCAUACACGUGCCCCUGGAGAGUGCCAUGGAGAGGGCCCUCAGCUGGGGGAGAUACCAGCUUGCGGUGACCCGAAGGAAGGAGGAGGAGCCUUGGAGCAGCAGCAUCUAUCACCAGAAUGACAUCUGGACGCCCACCGUGGCUUUCGCCGACUUCAUCGACAACGAGACCCUCUUAGGAGAGGAUCUGGUGGCUUGGGUGACAGCCAGCUUCCUGCAUAUUCCCCACGCGGAGGAUGUCCCCAACACCGUGACCGUGGGGAACGGGGUGGGCUUCUUGCUCCGACCCUAUAACUUCUUCGAUGAGGACCCCUCGAUCUUCUCCCCCAGCAGUGUAUUCUUUGAGAGGGGCCAGGAUGCCGGGCUUUGCCGUGUCAACCUGGCAGCCUGCGCCCCGCACCGGGCGGCCUGUGCCCCAGACUUGCCCACCUUCUCUUACCGCGGCUUCUAGUCCAGAGUGGGUGGGGCCGGGGACACUUGUACCUUCCUCUCUGUUCUCACUGUUCCCCGAGUUUUAAUCGUACCUGCUAUCCCAACUCCCAAAUCCCCAUAUAGUCCCUUUGUUUAUUCUUUGUUUGUUUUCUUAAAUGAUACAUUAAAUAAAAAGCAGUUUUGAAAAUAAAUACUUGAGUGAAAGUACCACAGACGCUAGCGCCCGAAAUAGCGGGGACUCACGUUGUAUUGGUCUUUCUUCCUGUGUGUGCCUUCGGAAGGAAGAGCAGGUAGAGUGCUGGAAAGUGUUCUGUGGGAUUAACAAUAAAAAGCACUGCAAGGAUUUUACUUGAAUGUCUUCUCCUCGACUGCUUAAGUAGAAUCCCCUGAGAGUGUUGAGGACUCGGGCCAAGGAAAUCAGCAACGGAGGGGAGAGGCCCAGGGGGAGAGGCCUGGCCAAGGACUGUUGCUUGGGAAGCUGAAGGGGCUGGGGUGGGGGUUUCCUUGGAAGAACAAUAGUUCCCAGUGGCAGGAAAGAGAACAUCUGGCCCUGGAAGGGGGCGGGGGAGCCGGGGAAGGAGCUGCACU
Oryctolagus cuniculus (rabbit) is the source of this 3401-nucleotide messenger RNA. RefSeq names its product amine oxidase copper containing 2 (gene AOC2). Gene Ontology annotation, cellular component: plasma membrane. NCBI's taxonomy places the organism in Eukaryota, Metazoa, Chordata, Mammalia, Lagomorpha, Leporidae. Gene Ontology annotation, molecular function: primary methylamine oxidase activity; quinone binding; copper ion binding. Gene Ontology annotation, biological process: amine metabolic process. The record is from RefSeq and is a predicted model, not a curated record.